Messenger RNA from Amphibalanus amphitrite, 5407 nucleotides. It is a transcript of the gene Tbc1d8-9, whose product is annotated as TBC1 domain family member 9-like. The transcript is spliced from 27 exons. NCBI's taxonomy places the organism in Eukaryota, Metazoa, Arthropoda, Thecostraca, Balanomorpha, Balanidae. The coding region runs from base 255 to 3896 and encodes 1213 amino acids. The record is from RefSeq and is a predicted model, not a curated record.
UCAGGCAGUCCAAGACGCGAGCUCAGAGGCGGCGGACAGUGCAGAAGGGUGGAAACCAAGCGACAGGCUGUGGAAAAUGGUCGUGAUCUCGGAGGCAACGGACAGUCGAGAGAGUGGAAAUCGAGCGAAUGACUGUGUGAUAUGAGCGAGCAGUGGGCGAGGACGGGAGACAGGUUUGUGGCACGACAAGGUAGCUGGUGCUCAGCAGAGGGAGCACAAGGGAAACAUACAUGGCCGGUAUGCACUAAAACAAGAUGUGGGUAAAGCCACAAGAAGUGCUGAUUGCCAAUGCCCUAUGGGUGGUGGAGCGCUCCAACCAGUACUUUGUACUGCAGAAGAGGAAGGGCCACGGCACGCGCGGCCUCUCGUCACUGCUCGUGGGCACGCUGGAUUCAGUGUUUGACACCCGGCCGCCGCCGUACAGGAUCCUGCAUCAGACGCCGAGCUCGGAAAUCAGCUACCUGGUGGCCAUCUCAGUGACGUCAUCGGAGAUAUUCUCCGACUGGGCCUGGCUGGAGUCGCACCUGCUGCCGAUUGUGGCAGCGUUUGACUCGGAUGAUGACGUCAUGGAGUUCGUCAAGUGUAAAAUGGAGAGCCUGGUGGCGCAGCGCAGUCAACCCACGGACGACAACGAGACGGGCGCGUUCAAAUCGACCACGGAGAAAUUCCGGCGGCUGUUCAACGCACCCGCGGAGGAGAAACUGGUCAACCACUAUUCGUGCAGCUACUGGAAGGGCGUGCCGCGCCAGGGCUGGCUGUACCUCAGCAUCUCCCACCUGAGCUUCUACUCGUUCAUCCUGGGCCGAGAGGUCAAGGUGCGACUGCGAUGGACCGACAUCGUCAGCAUCGACAAGUCCAACUCGCUCAUAUUCCCAGACAGCAUCAAAAUAUCCACACGGCAAAAGAGCUAUUACUUCUCCAUGUUCCUGCACAAGAAGGAGACGUACGAGCUGAUCGAGCAGCUGGCCAACAUCGCCAUGCGCCAGCUGAUGCGGGAAGAGGGCUUCAGUGAGGACCCCGAGCUCAUCAACAAGAUCAGCCGGAACGUGUCACGGAAGACGCCCGGUCUGAAGCGGGACCUGGACGCCCGCGCGCAGAGCGAGGCGUACCGCAGUAACUUCCGACUGCCGGGCGGCGAGAAACUGGAUGGGCGCGCCGACUGUACCCUAUGGACACCCUACAACAAACAGCACGUCUGGGGGACGCUGUACAUCAGCGCCAACUUUGUCUGCUUCGAGAGCAGGGUGCGGGGUCUGGUGUCUCUCAUCAUCCCCCUGCGGGAGGUAUCGAUGGCAGAGCGGGCAGACUCUCCCGGCUGCACUCAGGACCUCUCGCAGGCGCUCUGCAUCUCCAUGAAGAGGCGGCAGAGCUUCCUAUUCGCUCGCGUGGCCGACCGUGAUUUUGUGCUGGAGCGCAUUGCAGAGUUCCUGGCUAAGCUGACCUGCAGCACAGCUGUGUCGUCCUCGGACCGAGUGAGCAUACACAGCGUCUCGUCCAACAGCUCCGGCUUCAUCCUGGUCGACUCAGACUCCAGCAAGGCCGGCCCAGGGAGCAGCGCCGAUCACUGGGAGCUGCAGCCGCCGCUGAUGUACCAGUUCCCGAGCCCCACCACGCCAGAGACCACCGGCCGGCAACUCAAAAAGGAGGAGAUGUGGGAGCACCAUUUUGAUGAGUACGGCCGCGGCCAGACCAUGUACCGUACCUCUGCCACCGGGCUGCUGGUCCUGAAGGGCAUACCGGCCACACUGAGGGCAGAACUGUGGAUGGUGUUCUCAGGUGCCGGCCACGAGAUGGCCACCCACCCGGGCUACUACGUGCAGCUGGCCCAGCGGGCGAGCUCUGGCCGUGUGCCGGGCGCAGACGAGAUCGAGAGGGACCUGCACCGCUCGCUGCCUGAGCAUCCCGCCUUCCAGGCGUCGGCCGGUAUUGACGCGCUGCGCCGAGUACUGAGCGCCUACGCCCUGAGGAACCCGAACAUUGGGUACUGCCAGGCGAUGAAUAUCGUGGCGUCUGUGAUGCUGCUCUACUGCUCCGAGGAGCAGACCUUCUGGCUUCUGGUGGCCAUUUGUGAGCGACUGCUGCCCGAUUACUACAACACAAAGGUGGUCGGAGCUCUGGUGGACCAGGGUGUGCUGGAGGACCUGAUCUCUGUCGAGCUGCCCGACCUCCACUCCAAACUGGAGAGUCUUGGCGUCAUCAGCAUGAUCUCACUGUCGUGGUUUCUCACCAUUUUUCUCAGUGUAAUGCCAUUCGAGUCAGCUGUGAACGUGAUGGACUGUUUUCUGUAUGACGGCGCGCGCACCAACUUCAUGGUAGCGCUGGCGGUGCUCGACGCCAACCGCGAGACGCUCGAAGACUGCCGCGAUGACGGCGAGGCGAUGACGGUGCUGUGCCGGUACCUGGAGGCGGUCACCAACUCGGACAUUCCGGUGAGGGUCGGACAGUCCGUCUUCUACACGUGCUACAAGCCGGAGGACGUCAAAAACAUGGACACCAGUAUAGACGUGUCCGUACUGAUUCACGAGGCCUAUUCAAACUUUGGCAAGCUCACCAAUAGCGCUAUCGAGCGGCUCAGGCUCAAACACCGACUCAAGGUGAUCCAGACUAUCGAGGACACCACGAUGAACUCCAUGAUCCGCUGCGUGGAGGCCGAGCGGUUCUUCACCCAGGACGAACUCAAGGACCUGUUCCUCUACAUCAAGGAGGAGUACCUAACGGUACAGUCCUAUGGACGCGGCGGGGCUCCGGACCCUAGCGAAAAGCCCGACAGCACGCCCCAUCACUACCAACUAUACAAGGUGGACUACCCGCUGUUCCACACGCUCUUCCACAAGCUGUCCAACUGGAGCGGAGGCACGAUGGCAGACUACAUCGCCUCCCGGGCCUUCAAGCUGAUGGACAGCAGCGGCGAGGGUCAGCUGGACCUGCGGCAGCUCUCCUGGCUACUGGGUCUGCUGACCCGCAGCGACCUGCCCACCCGACUGCGGCUCUUCUACUGUCUCCACCUGCCGCCGCUGCUCGACCAGUUCGAGAUGGACUCGCCCCUCUCCGACAACACUGAGGUAGCCUCGGAGGCGUGCGAGUACUUUGACGCUCUGAGCGCACCGGAGCCGGCCUCUCUGAGCCUGUCGGAGCUGCGAGAGCUACUGCUGGCAGACGGACACCGGUCUCGAACCGUCAGUGGCACCAGCUUUACCUCUGGAGUCAGCGGUGCCGGUACGGAGGAGGGGCCCCGGGUGCCGCUGAUGAACCAGAAGCAAUUCAUCUACAUGUGGCGCACCCUGUACGACAUGUUCAGCGAGGAGCAGUCUCAGCCGGAGAUAUUCCACGCCAUAGCGCAUGUUGGUACGCUGCUGCUGCAGAUAGGGGAGGUCGGUAAGAAGUUCCAGCGGGAGCGGUCGGCGUCAUCAAUCGCCGCUGCCGCCGCCUCCGCCGACUCCGCUUCAGGCGUCUCAGCGGCCGACACUGACGCUACCACCGGUGCUGCCACUGCGAGCACUGUUAGUGGCGGUGCGGCGGCCCGACCAGAGUCGACGCCAGAGGCUGUGCCCGUGGCCGGCGUUACAGACAUGUCACUACUCUCGGAGGCGCUGUCGGAGUCGACAGGCGACGAGCGCCGGUCGGAGGACUCCUCCGACCGUCCUCCUCCUCCCAACUCCGUCCUGGAGGACCAGGAGGAGGCCACCGAGCCUCCGGAGGCUCCCACCGACGCCGACUGGGCCGUCUCGCUCGAGCAGUUUGUUGCAUCAGUGGUUACAGAGCCAAUGCUAGUGGCUUUCUUCGAGAAACGCUCCGACGUGAAGGCUGCGGUGAUGAGUCUGCGUAGUGUACGACUGAACCGGCAGACGUCUCUCAGUUUUGGUACGUCGCCAAACGAGGCGAGUGGGCUACUCUGAGGGUUAGAUCUGCAGUGAGCGAGCGAAGUCAACGUGCGUCGGAAGUGGCUAAUGAAUUAUACCUGCUCGGUACGGUGUCUUGUGAGGACUACCAGCCGGGAUCGGUCGUCUCUUGAUAGCCACUACUCGGCCAGUACAGGACUCGACUGAUGCUCGAGGCUGGUUUGGACUCGCCUGUUAGCUUUCCUCAAAGCAGCCGGUAAGCCGUGACAAGCACAAACCACGACCUAUAUACGUAACAACCAGCUCCGUACGGGGAGGGGUCGUGUAGGGCUUUGUGGAGACCCGCAUAGCAUUGAACGGGGAGUGUAUGCCUAUCGUGUGUUUUUGUUGUAAAUGAGGCACAACGGGGACCUAUUUAUCGUAUCUACCUACGGUCUAUCAACGUACACGAGGGGUCGGUCCUGCAUUCCAGUGUGUUUGUGCCAAUUGGCGGCUGCGCUUCUGGCUGCGUAUUGUUUCGAUGUGCACACACAACUACAUGCUGCGCGUGCAGCGCAGCGUUUGGGGUCGAGCUGGGGGUUCAGUCGCGGCUUUAAGCACUGUUUUACAUUGAGCGCAGGCUUGGAAGGUUUAUCGGAGCGCGUGGCAAGGUACUACUAAGGCUGUGUGUAGAUGCGAAUUUUACGUAGCGGGGUUGCGUUGUGCCUUCUCUAUCUAAGACGCGUCUGUGUGCUGUCGUGCGACGGACGUGGUGGGAACAGUAAGACCUGCUGCCGAAUUUCGGCCGUUAUGGUACGGGGCUUUGAACGAAAUGCUCGAUCGAACGAUCGCUCUGCAUUGCGGAGAGGCUAUGUUUUAAAUCACGUCAGUCUGCCGCGGGGGUGUUUGUAUUAAAUACAGUCUGUCAACUACUGCUGGAAGUCGAUGUACCCCGCGCUGGUUUCGGCUCUAUCGUCCGCUUUGUGCCUGUAACAACGCUUCGCUCUCGUCCAGACGAACUCCGAACCAUGGUUGUGAGCUUUACCAGUGCUGUUUGUUAAAUCAGGAUUAUGUGCGAGAGAUCUUAUAUAACGCCACCGAUACACCCGAUUCGGGCGACGCUUGAAGCGGUGUCAAAUAUUACUGUGGUGCUGCUGUUUCUUCCUUGGUCUGCCUGCGGUCGGUCUGGUCUCGUGGUCGGGUCUGGUGGUCUUGUUUGCCAGAGGUCUGGGUCUGUGUAGGACCACUGUGAGCCGCCUGCCUAAGGCGGCUGGGCUGGACCGUCAGUUGGGUUCACAUCUUGCAAGGGACUCCGCUGUGCCAACGGGCAUACCUUGUUACUGGCUCAACUCUCUAUGUAUGUGUGUUUGUGGGAGGGUUCAACCGCGACCGUGUCUGCGUGUUUGUAUGAACGUGUGUGUGUCUGCGCUCGCGAGUCGCGUGUGUACGUUUCGGCAGCGGUGCCAAAGUUGAAUUACUGGCGAGGGUGUUUUAUUUGUUUAACGCUGAACAGUGCAGUUUAGUGUCCGUUUGGCGCGCCUGGUCCGGUGCUACGUCUUAUGGCCUGUAAUAAAUAUUAUGUAUACCUA